This is a messenger RNA of Coffea arabica (coffee), 1242 nucleotides long. The record is from RefSeq and is a predicted model, not a curated record. Lineage: Eukaryota; Viridiplantae; Streptophyta; Magnoliopsida; Gentianales; Rubiaceae.
AUGAAUCCUUGUCUUCCUUUUGCUGCAAAUCUUGUGCAAAGUAGCCUCCGCAGCAAUGGGUUCUCGAAAAAUAUUGUGCUGUCUCCGCUGUCCUUGAACGCCAUAGCAGCCAUGCUGGCCACGGGAUGUUCAGGACGCUCUCUGAAGCGUGUACUCAGCUUUGUUGAAUGCGACGAUUUGGAGCAGCUCAAGUCGAUGUUUUCGCAGAUGAUGUCUAUUGCAACUUCCUCCUCCUCCUCCUCCUCUCCUUCUUCCUCCGCCUGCAGUGGCAUGAGUAAUAGCUACCGUCGUUAUCGAGGCCGUGGUGGUAGUAGUAGUCCUCCAAAGAUCUCAUUCGUCAAUGGAGUUUGGGUGGAUUCUCGUUUUCCCCUCAAGCCCUCGUACAAGGACUGUGUUACAAACGUCUUCAAAUCAGAUGCCAAAAACGUGAUUUCAAAAGGUACGUGUUACUAUGUGACUGGUCUUCUGUUGCUGACUCUUGCUGAUAAAGCCAUCAAAGAAAUUAACUCAUGGGCAGACCUGCAAACGAAUGGCCUCAUAAAAGAUGUUCUUCAACGUGGCCACAUUAGCCCUGUUACCGCACUUAUACUAGGAAAUGCUCUUUACUUCAAAGGAUAUUGGGCAGACGAAUUUGAUAUUACAAGGACUCGGAAUCAGAACUUCUCCCUUCUCGGUGGAGACAAGGUUUCUGUUCCCUUCAUGGGCAUUUCAGGACAUUAUCUGUACGGAUCAUUUGGUGACUUUAAAGUCAUCGAGCUUCCCUAUAAAGUCGGCAACAUCGGAGACAGGAAGAGAUUUUCAAUGCAGUUGAUCCUCCCACACAAGAUAGAUGGAUUGCAGGAUCUAGUAUUGAAGUUCAAUUCCGGGUUUAUAAGCGGCCAUUUCGAGCUUGAGAGAACACUUGUUGAUGUCGUGCAGAUACCCAAAAUCAAAUUCUCAAGCGUUCUUGAGGAAAUUAAAUUUCCAUUCAUGGAAGAAGACAUGGAGCUGACAGAGAUGAUUCAUGCUAGAGAUCAGCCUUUCAUUUCAAAAAUAAUUCACAAAGCUUUUAUCGAGGUGGAUGAGAAAGGCACAGAGGCAGCAGCCGUCACCUUUAGCGCAAUAAUCGGCCAUGCACCCGGAGAAAUACAGCGAGAAAUCAAGACCUUUGUAGCUGACCAUCCUUUCAUGUUCAUCGUCAAAGAAGAGACAUCUGGAUUAGUCCUCUUCGUUGGCGCUGUAGUAAAUCCCCUCCCAGAAUGA